AGCUCUCAGUCUAACUUAUGUUUUGAAGGCUGCAAGAUGCGUCUAGUUGUCGUUAUUUUUGCGGUGAUCGCCGUUCUCCUGGUUUCGAACACCGAGGCUGCCGUAUCCAGGGGUGUUUUUAAGGAUCCAGCUCAUCCUGGAAAGUGUGUCGUUGAUGGCCUAGUCCUUCAAAAGGGUCAGACUGCACGCCACCCAAAAAGGUGUGAGCGAAUUAUUUGCGGAGACAAAAGCGAGGCAGAGAUCCAAACAUGCGGUGCCUAUGGACUCCCCCCUGGGAAGAAAUUCGGAAAGUACAUAGCUCCAAAUGCUGAUUAUCCCGCCUGCUGCGAUCGUGAGAUUAUCAACAAGUAAUACUUGGCACAAAUAAAUAAAAAACUGGGAGAUAUAUAUAUAUAUAUAUAUAUAUAUAUAAUAUUACCCUAGAUUUGGUAAAAUUCUCAUUAUAUUUUAAUAUGUCGUCAUAUGUGGUAAACUUAUUUUUUUAAUUUACUCAAUAAGUUUUAAAUGGCUCUAAUUUAUACCUAAGGUCUGUGAUAAUGAAUGCUUAUGAAGACCAACUGGUAAUAUGCUCCCUGUUAAUAGGCUAAUAUUUCUUUUUUAAAAGCAAUGUAAUAUGUUUAAAUAUAAAUUUGAAUGAAUAAAUGUAAGGGUAUGUA
This is a messenger RNA of Drosophila biarmipes, 656 nucleotides long. RefSeq lists its product as uncharacterized. The record is from RefSeq and is a predicted model, not a curated record. Bases 37 to 351 code for a protein of 104 amino acids. The transcript is spliced from 2 exons. Lineage: Eukaryota; Metazoa; Arthropoda; Insecta; Diptera; Drosophilidae.